CGGGAGGUUUCCAGCACCCCUGCGCUAGCCCGGUGCCCAGCCCUCCCCGCGCAGCCGGGGGAGCGGGUCCGCUCGCUGCCGGGGCAGCCUGCCCGCGGCUCGGCGCCAGGCACAGCCCCUCACCGCCUCCGCUCGGCGCCUCACCGCAGGCACCCCCCGAAACUUUCCCCGGCAGCCUGCGCACGCUCUCGCUCCCCGCCGGGGGAAAGCGCGCUCUCUCUCGCUCCCUCCGAGCAGCGGGCACGGGGAGGCGGGCGGCUGCCUCCCUCCUGCCUCCCUCCUGCCUCCCUCCGCCCGCGGAAGCCUCGCCGAGGCUCCCGCAUUGCACCGCCGCGCCGAGCCGAGCGCGGGGCUCGGGCUGCCCACCCGCCCCGCCGGCGCCCCCGGCCCCGGCUGGCGGAAUGAGCGCCGGCGAGGCGAAGGAGUAUCUGGCCCGCAGGGAGAUCCCGCAGCUUUUCGAGAGUCUGUUGAAUGGAUUAAUGUGUUACAAACCUGAUGACCCAAUUGAAUAUUUGGAAAGCUGUUUGCAGAAGGUAAAAGAGCUUGGAGGGCCAGAAAAAGUGAAAUGGGACACUUUUGUCAGCCCAGAAAAGAAGACCCUGCCUCCACUCAAUGGAGGACAAUCCCGGAGGUCUUUUUUCAGGAAUGUGAUGCCUGAUAACUCUAACUUCCCCUACCGGCGCUACGACCGCCUCCCUCCGAUCCAACAGUUUUCCAUAGAAAGCGACACCGACCUUUCUGAAACUGCUGAGCUAAUUGAGGAGUACGAUGUGUUUGACCCUGCAAGACCUCGGCCAAAAAUUAUCCUUGUCAUAGGUGGCCCAGGAAGUGGUAAAGGGACACAGAGUCUGAAAAUAGCAGAACGUUAUGGAUUUAACUACAUAUCUGUUGGUGAAUUGUUAAGGAAGAAAAUCCACAGCACAAGUAGCAAUAGAAAAUGGAGCCUAAUUGCCAAAAUAAUUACUACUGGAGAACUGGCCCCUCAGGAAACAACCAUAACUGAGAUAAAGCAGAGAUUAAUGCAGAUCCCUGAUGAAGAGGGGAUAGUGAUUGAUGGAUUUCCCAGAGAUGUUGCCCAGGCAAUCUCCUUUGAGGACCAAAUCUGUACCCCUGAUUUGGUGGUGUUUCUGGCAUGUUCCAGUCAAAGGCUGAAAGAAAGGUUACUGAAGCGUGCGGAACAGCAAGGGAGACCUGACGAUAACCUGAAAGCCACUCAAAGAAGACUAAUGAAUUUCAAGCAAAAUGCAAUUCCACUGGUUAAAUAUUUCCAGGAAAAAGGGCUGAUUAUCACGUUUGAUGCAGACAGAGAUGAGGAUGAAGUGUUCUCUGACAUAAGUUCAGCAGUUGACAAUAAACUGUUUGCAAAUAAAGAGAUUGCAGCAGGGUCAAACGAACUUGAUUGCAGUCUGAUUAUGGAUUCCGGAGAUGCUGUUUAUACAGAAUUUGACUUUGAAGACCAGGAGGAGGAUCAGUCAAGCUUUUCUGGUUAUGAGAGCACAGGAGAUUUUUCAGAAGAUCUAAGGAAAUCAAACAUCAUUUUUGUUUUUGGUGGCCCUGGUUCUGGCAAAGGUAGCCAAUGUGAACAGUUAGCCAAGAAAUACGGAUUUACUCACCUGUCCACUAGUGACCUUCUCCAAAAUGAAUUAUUGUCAUUAUCAGAGAGAAGUAAACUGAUCAAAGACAUUGUGGAAUGUGGUGAACCUGUGCCUGGCGGUAUUGUUCUGGAGCUAUUGAAGGAAGCCAUGGUUUCCAAGCUAGGGGACACAAAAGGAUUUCUGAUCGAUGGGUAUCCCCAAGAGCUGAAAGAUGCAGAAGAGUUUGAGAGCAAGAUUGGGGAACCAAAGCUCGUGCUCUGCCUGGACUGCUCUGCAGAAACCAGGAGCAGUCAGAACUCUGAGAACACUGAAACCACUGAGGACAGGACUGAAAGCUACUACCAAGCAUCAAACCCUCUGAUUGCAUACUAUGAAAGCAAGACACAGUUAUGCAAGGUUGAUGCAGAAGGAACACAGGAGGAUGUUUUCCUGGAAAUCUGCAAGACAAUUGACUCUUUUCUGAAAAAGGAAGAGGCAGCAUUUUUUUCACCAGAAAUGCAGUAAUGGUGUGUGAGGUGUGUACACAGCCUUGCCCACAUGCACCCCACAGCCAUGAUUUGCUGGUCAAAGCAGAGCUGCUCCCUUGAGAGGUACCUGGAAUGUGUGCACGUGGCAUUACUCUAGAUGAAAUCUUAGUUCUGCAAGUACACUCAACAGAAAGUGGUCUGUAUGCUAACCCCACUCUGGGAACUCUGUAACAUUUUGUUUUCUUGGGUGUUUGCUCUUCAUGGGCUAAAAGCAGGAAGGUGAGCAGCAGCUCUGGUUUUGUAUUUCAUGGUCACACACAUUCCAUGGGAAACAGGGCAGUGCCUGGCCAGCAGGGAGCUCUCCACCCACCCCAGUCGCUGUCCAGCAGACUGACAUUAGGGUUAUUGCAUACAAGUUUCCCACUAUUUUCUUUUUAUUAACAGUAUUAAUUUUUGUGGUGUCACUUAGCUUGUUCUUGGGCUUUAGUGCCUGAAACCUGUCCUCUGUAACAUGCAGCUCUAAGAGAGCUGGAAUUAGUCAAGCUGCAAGUUAAAAUAACCUUUUCACACGUCCCCAGAACACUGUUGCAAGGAGAAAAACUCAUUGAAGAUACAGCUGAAUGUUGUGGAAGUCUGUCAACCCCUUAUUGGGAAGCAGACACCAUUUUUGAGACAGUCUUGUCUUCUGCUGGGAAUGUUAUGAUUUUACAACUGACUUCCCAGUUUUGUGAGCUGAGAAUGAUUAUUGUAUUGUAUAGUUAAAUGUGCAAUCCAGUAAUGAUCCAUAUUAACAGCACUUGUGCUAUAGCUAUUAAAGUCCAUAUGUAAAGUUGGUUAUGAGCCAGAACAUCUCAUGUCAUCUUUGAAUUUCACUUUGGAAGUAUUUCAAAUGCAAAAUUCAGAUCAUCAUCUGUUGUCUUGUACUGGCAUUGCCAAAACUUGGGAAGGUGUGGUGGGGUGGGAAACCAAAAAAAAACCCAGGAAAAUGUCAGGGAUUAUUUGAUUCGUAUUGCUUGCACCUCUAGUAAGCCAUUUAUCUGUAAUCUGCAAAAAAGUCUGUAAAAGUGCUGUUGUAUCUCCAUUAGGUUAACUAAAAUAUUGUGGAGUUUCUUUGGUAAUACUGACAGCUAAACAAAAGCUUGUUUGACAUUGCUGUAAAGUAACUGCAUCCUCUUACUGGGACUACUGGAUGAAUUUACAGUGAAAGUGGGUUGCAUGAUUGCUUGUACUGUCAAAGGUGUACUUUAUGCAGCAGAUUUGCAUUUUUAAAGUUACCUUUCUUGUAAUGAAGACAUAAUACAAAUAAAACAUGUACAAAAA
Molecule: messenger RNA, 3382 nt
Organism: Passer montanus (Eurasian tree sparrow)
Lineage: Eukaryota; Metazoa; Chordata; Aves; Passeriformes; Passeridae
Gene: AK5
Product: adenylate kinase 5
Exons: 14
Coding region: 402-2099 (565 amino acids)
Biological process (GO): nucleoside triphosphate biosynthetic process
Cellular component (GO): cytosol; cytoplasm
Molecular function (GO): nucleoside diphosphate kinase activity; ATP binding
Source: RefSeq, a predicted model, not a curated record